AAACGUUUGUCAUAAAAAAUACUUAUGCAUUGAAAGUUGGUUUCGUAUCAGUACAUGCCGGUAUGAUUUGCUUGUUAACGUUGAAGUAAUUCAUUUUAAAGCGUUUAAAAGUUCGCGAGUGGGAAGUUCCUAUUUACAUCAUGAUUUCAAAAUAACUCGAACGAGAGAAUUUUUACAUGAUUUUUUGCUACCAUAUUCAUAAUUCUCAAACAGUACGUGGCAUAAUGAUUACAAUUUUAAUUGUUUGUUGAAGAUCUGUGUCGAUUUGAAUAUGAAUAUUCGGAAUAUUGGGAACGUUUUGCUCAUUUUGGGCGUGGUCAUUGAAAUUUGUUGUGCCGAAUCUCAAAAUACUAUCGUAUCUCAUGACAAUGACACUACCACCGUAUCUCAUGACAAUGACACUACCACCAUAUCUCCUAAACCUACCGUAUCUCAUGACAAUGACACUACCACCGUAUCUCCAAAUACUACUGUACCUACAAAUACUACCGGAUCUUAUUGUAGUAAUGUCCCUUCAAGUAAUAAGCCAGCGAAUUCCAUUAUGACUCCUAGUACCGGAUUUCCGCGAAAAACUUUUAGUUGCAGAGAUGGCAGAUACGUAGCAAACGAACAGUUUUGUGAUGGCGUUUUUAACUGUGAUGAUAAGAGUGAUGAACCACCGCAUUGCACUGAGUCACAUCUGCAAGUUUGUGGUACCUCUGGGAAAUUCCGCUGUCCUAAUUCUACACAUCCUUGCAUUGAUGCGGAUCGAAUUUCUGAUACGGUGGUAUAUGAUAAAUACUUGAAGAAAGAGAAUUAUAAGAAUAUGCCUCAAGACAUUUUAUUCAAUUGUACAAAUGAAAAUGCAACAUGUAAGGUUCAGUUUAUGCACAAUGACGUUCGCCAAUGUUUUAAUAGUUCAUCCAACAGUUCUGAGAAACAAAAGGAAAAUAAUAAUGAAGGCAAAUGUUCAUCAUACAAUGAAACUUUUCUAUGUAACGAUACAAGAAGAUGCUUGAGCUGGGAAAACGUUUGCGACGGAGAUUGCAAUUGUUUGGAUUGCUCUGAUGAGAAUGAAACCUGUUCAACAGUUGAUCAUGAUAUGCUCGCAGAGUGUCGCUCAUAUUUACCUUUUGUAUUACGUCCCAAGUGCUUGGAUAAUUUAAAUCUAUCUACACCCAUCAACAAUUGUUCAAGUGAUGAGACUUGUGAUCAAAAAUGUACUCUAUAUAAAAAGAGAGCAAUGUGUUCAUGCAAUGAAAACUACUAUAGAAUAACGGACGGAGAAAAUAGUUUCAGAUGUCAACAUAAAGAUUUCGAGCAAGAUGUAAUUAUCUAUGCAACAUCGACUGAACUGAAAUAUCUAAGUUUGACAACUAGGAAGUCUCAUGAGCUGUACCUAAACCCGGCUGAAAUUACUGCUUUGACAGCAACAACUGAUCACUUGUACUACGCAAUUUAUUCGAACGGAAGUGCAAUAAUUACCAAAUACUCGUUCUCUUCGACGAAUGCCACAGAAAUUGAACCCUACAGUCGUAAUCCAGAUUCGCCCAUUACUUCAAUGGUUGUUGAUCACUCUGGAAGAAAUUUAUACUUUAUCGCAAAAUCAACUUUAAUGCAUUAUAAACCUUCUAAUUCCUCUAAUGCUGGUUUUUCAUUUCAAAAUGUGAGUCACGUCGCAUCGGCUCCAAAUUAUGGAUUGAUGUUCUACUCGUAUACAAAGAAAAAUGACCCUCUCAUAUGGUCCAUUAUCAAGUAUAACAUGACUGCAUCGGAGGAGGAAACUUUGAUUGAAGAAAUCCACAGUUCUAUUAAAUUUUUAGUGACUGAUGAAUCGAUUAAAAGAUUAUAUUGGUUGCAAGCAAAUGGUUGUACUUUGUUUUCUGUGCCUUUCAACGGGGAUACCAGCGAAAUUCGAACGUACGAGCAUCUCGAAAAUGUAGUAUCUCUCACAGCCCACGAUAGCAAAGUAUUUUACACCAAGUUAAACGAUGGCAGAAUUUACACUUUGCAAAAUCGUCAAAAUUUUACCAAAUCAAUUCGAAAAUCGUAUUAUGGUCGUUUCAAUGUUUUCGGAUAUCUGAAUGGAAGUUCGCAGUAUCAUGAUGGACAGCCCAGCGUAGGAUACUUUAUUACAGCGAAACAUUUAUAUGUCUAUAGAAACAAGGUACUAUUUAAUCACGCAGUGAAUGAAUUUGAAACUAAAAAAUCCAAACCGAAACCUACUCCAACCCCAAAAACUCCCUUUACAACUGCAAAUACUACAGUGAGUACAAUAAUAACUACGACACCUAAACUUAAUGGAAGUUCUACACAACCAUCACAAGAUCAUUCUCCUCAAGAAGAAGGUCAAAAAAGCGAACAGGAACAGAAGUCAGGAAGUAGCUUUUGGCAGAUCUUUUCUGUAAUAAUUAUAUUGAUUGUGGCAGCAUUCGGAUUAUACGUCUGGUAUAACAGACGUAGGAAUCCAUAUACGAGUUUUAAUGCUAGAACAUGGUUUAGGAGUCAUUAUGACCACACAAAUGAUUAUGAUCAGAACGAACUUUAAACAAACUACAAGUUACUUGGCUAUCUACAAAUUUUGGUGUAUAAAUUUAAACUUUCACUUUGUAUAGAGUCGUACACCAGUCUUAUGGAAAUUUUUUCCCCCAAUGGUUUUAUUUAAUAUUGUUCGAUUUUACGAUCAUUUGCGACAGAAAAAAUUGCGAAAUUAUACUUAAUAAGGGUACCUAAUUCUAAUCACUAUAGGUACUUCAAUAAUACCUACUUACUUCUAUGUAUAAACUGUAUAAAGUUUAUGAAAUAUUUUUUUGUUAUUUCAUUAAAGUUUCUUCUUACA
Planococcus citri (citrus mealybug) is the source of this 2818-nucleotide messenger RNA. RefSeq names its product low-density lipoprotein receptor-related protein 1-like. Gene Ontology annotation, cellular component: plasma membrane. The record is from RefSeq and is a predicted model, not a curated record. The transcript has 12 exons. Gene Ontology annotation, molecular function: protein binding. Bases 272 to 2527 code for a protein of 751 amino acids. NCBI's taxonomy places the organism in Eukaryota, Metazoa, Arthropoda, Insecta, Hemiptera, Pseudococcidae.